Racocetra persica is the source of this 518-nucleotide messenger RNA. NCBI's taxonomy places the organism in Eukaryota, Fungi, Glomeromycota, Glomeromycetes, Diversisporales, Gigasporaceae. The record is from the annotation of a GenBank genome assembly.
AAAAGCCGAGAAAAUUAAUUCGAUUAAAUAAUCUUCAUUUUCUAAAAGAUCCAAUUGACGGGACUAGGCAAAUUGGGUCAAAUGUUAUCCUUAAAUAUCAUGUGCUACGUGAGUACAAGUGUCAACGACAUGAUAACGGCAAUGUAUUUAUUGAUCAUAUGUCUGGUUCUGAGCUUAACUGGAGUGAAAUUGCUCUAGGCAUUACAGUAUCCCCAAAUGUGCAUUACUGCAUUAUGUUCAGAAACCCAGUUCCUCCUUCAAGCGACAUAAGCUGGGAUUUCAGAAUCAUUCCAAAAAGAACCCGAAUCUAUCCCGGUCGCUCCACACCCACUACUGGACGGGGCCUUCACAACUUAAUAGUUAGCAUUCUAGUUAGAGAAGUUUUUUAUGACCCACCAAAUCCGCCUCCCACUGGAUACUCAUCUGCAAUUCCUACUGGAUUAACUAUCAAUCCUGGUACGAUCUGUGACAUCGACCUUUAUGAUAUCCAACAAAUGUACAGAAAGUUCGAUUCAUAA